Messenger RNA from Anopheles stephensi (Asian malaria mosquito), 1229 nucleotides. It is a transcript of the gene P32, whose product is annotated as complement component 1 Q subcomponent-binding protein, mitochondrial. Gene Ontology annotation, cellular component: mitochondrial matrix. Gene Ontology annotation, biological process: cytosolic ribosome assembly. The transcript has 5 exons. Bases 140 to 952 code for a protein of 270 amino acids. The record is from RefSeq and is a predicted model, not a curated record. NCBI's taxonomy places the organism in Eukaryota, Metazoa, Arthropoda, Insecta, Diptera, Culicidae.
AGCGAAACGUGCAUUUGACAGCUACCUCGUGGUAAACAAAAAACGGCGUGAGUGUGCUACUUGUCCGCAGAAAGCCGGUAAAUUUGCAUCGAAUAUUUAGGGUAAACGGCUCGAACACUCGAAAAACAACACAUUCACCAUGAUCCGCAACGUUCGUUUCCUUCGGUGGGCUGCUGGCAAGAGCUUCUCGACCGCGAAAUCUACCUCGACCACCGGUGCAGCGUCCCAGUGGAAUGCCGGUAUCGUUGCACAACCAUGCAGCGGUAUUGCGACAUGUGCUAUCAAGCCACUAUCGGCCAUGUCGGGCGCAAGUAUUGCCCGGCAAAGCGCCGUCUUCUCCAUCGCUAGCCGACAGAUUCACACCAAAGGCGAGCGGGAGCUGGUGGAGUUUUUGGCGGAAGAAAUCGUGGCCGAGAAAAAGGCCAGCCCGAGCGCAACCAUUCCAACGUCGCUGAACGGAUUUGCCAUCACGUGCAACAAGGCCGAUGUGGAGCUGACGAAAUCGUCCGAACGUGAAAAGGUUGUCAUUUCGUUCAACGUUAACCACACGGUGGACAUGGAAGGCGAAGAGACGGAAGCGACGGAAAACAAGCCGGAAUUUUCCGCCAUGAAAAGCCGUCCCCAGUUUGAGGUGGACAUUGUGCGCGGUGGAACCACGCUGUCGUUCACGUGCUCCUAUCUGCCCGGUGAGGCACAGGAGGGCGAGUACAAUGAUGUGUUUAGCAUCGAUGAAGUCACCAUUUUCCAGGGUGAAUGGAACGACAAGGUGUACGCAGUGGCUGGUGAUGUUCUUGAUGGGUACCUGUACGAUCUGUUGAUGAAUUUCCUCGAGGAGAAGGGCAUCAGCAAUGAGUUCGCCGAGAAAAUGUCGGACUUUGCCAGUGCGUACGAACACGCCAAGUACGUGGAAUUGCUCGAAGCCAUCUCAAAGUUUACCGUGGAGAAGAAAUAAUUUUGCUCUCGUCUCGGGCUGAAGAGGAAAAACAACAAAAAACCGCACCCAUCAUCACGUUUAUCUUAUUGAUGAGUUUUUACUACACGGCUCCCCUUUUUCAAUACAUUUUUCUUACGCAGAAGAAUGUUCGAAAAGAGGGAUUCCAUCCAUAUUACUGCAUUUGUUUUCGUUUGCUGGGAGGAAGAUAGUUAGCCAGCUAGAGGGGGUGAUUCAAACUCAGUGUCAUAGUUACAUAGCGCAUCUCAUCGUACAAUAAACUAGUUAAAGACCAAAA